AUGGAAGCAAAUGGGAAUAGCGAUGCUGGUGCUGAACGGUCAGCCAGUGAUGCCGGUGGCGGUGAGCAGUCCUCUGGAUGCGCACUUUUUAUUUGCUAUUUUCAUAACAAUCGUCACUCACUUCUUUGCUUUAUACAUUUCAGUCCAGAUUUGAUGAUACGCCUGGUACUGGACUUUUUAAUCUCACAAGGACAUCGAGAAGCAGCAGAAGUGUUGUGCGAGGAUGCCAAUAUACCCUUCCCAAGAGAUGCGCUUGAAAAUUUGGAUCAUCGCAUGUGCAUUCGAGAUGACAUCCUGGAAGGAAAAGCAUAUUUAUCGUCUGGUAGCAAGUCCAUCCAAGAAGCAAUCGAAAAGAUUACAGUGGUUGUGCCUGAUUUGCUAUCUCGUAACACAGUUCUUCAUCUUCGUUUGCUACAACAGCAUCUCAUCGAAUUGAUCCGGAACAAAAUGGUAAAAUUAAUUUUUGCGAACGAAAUGUUACUGCAAAGUGCCGCAUCGGAGAAGCAAAACUCCCAAGUGAAGCAGUGCUUUGUGGAAGAAGCAGUGACUUUCACGCAGUCGAUCGUUGAAAAAGUGGAAGAUUCGCCUGAGAUGGAAAAAGAAAUGCAGAUGGCUUUUUCAAUGAUUGCAUUCGAAAGACCGGAGGAUUCACCAGUACCAGGUUUUUUGGAUGUAAUCACUCUAGCACGACGCACUCGUACUUUUAAUAAUACCCAUCUACAGCUGCAGGUUGCAAAUGACGUAAAUAGAGCGAUUCUGGAAGCUUUAAAUAAGCCAUCAGCACCAAAGUUGGAGACACUCUUCCAAAUGAUUUUAUGGUCCAAAAAUAAACUCAAUCACAAGGACACACCGGAGCAGUUGAAUCGUCUUUUUACUGGACAAGUGGAUCCGUUUUCCGUGGACAUUCCCAAAAAUUCCAAAAUCUAG
Molecule: messenger RNA, 927 nt
Organism: Gongylonema pulchrum
Lineage: Eukaryota; Metazoa; Nematoda; Chromadorea; Rhabditida; Gongylonematidae
Source: the annotation of a GenBank genome assembly